Molecule: messenger RNA, 1485 nt
Organism: Aegilops tauschii subsp. strangulata
Lineage: Eukaryota; Viridiplantae; Streptophyta; Magnoliopsida; Poales; Poaceae
Source: RefSeq, a predicted model, not a curated record
AUGUCGGCCACCGUCUCGCACAAGACACUGUCGACCCUCUCUUCUGGCGGGGCCUGGGCAACCGAGUACAGCUCCCAGAAUCCAUCCGGCGGCCACGACCCGUACGCGUCCUGGAGCCAGGAAAGCAUCGGGUCUCCGGCCGGCUUCUCGUCGUCGCCACAACCCUGGGUCUGCACGCCGUCGCCGGGCUACGCCCACGGCGACGCGCAUGGUGGGUUCAACCCCAACAUCACCUUCCUCCAUGGUCACCCGACCCAGCCCACGCCCUCGCCCGCCUUCACCGGCGUGUUGUACCCUCCAUACACCUACUCGUCACCGGCCUACGCAUCCUCCCCAACGCCACCUCUUUGCCGAGGCGCGCUGCCCUUCUCACAAGGCUCCUCGUCGCAUCUCGGCGACACCGACACGACGGAGGCCGACAUGGACAACAUCAUCACGACCGACUCGGCCGCCGCCGCCGCGUCCCCCGGGUUCACUGCCCAAGACGACACAAUGGACCUCAAUGGCGACAUGGACGGCGAGCUCGACUAUGGCAAGGAGGAGCCAGAGGAAGAGGAGGAGGAGGAGGAGGAAGAGGAGUCGGCGCCUGCCCUGAUGAGGAAAAGGAAGAAGAAUAAGCGGGCGGUCAGGACCGGCGAGCCGCGCAUCAAGUGGGCGUCCAAGGAGGAUGAGUGCCUCGCCGAAGCGUGGAAAGUCGUCUGCCUCGACCCGAUCACCGGCACGAACCGGAGCAUCGACACGUAUUGGGACCGCAUCAAGGCCGAGUUCGACGAGCGCAAGCUCGUCGACCCUACUUCAAAGGCGUCCACAUGCAGCGCGGGUCGAAAGCAAUGGCGAACCAUUGGGGGCUCAUCCAAAUGGCGUGCAACAAAUGGCAUGGGAUCGUCGAGGAGAUCGUGGCUCGCCCGGAGAGCGGCGCCAGCAUCGAGGAUCAGCGACCAAGAUUUCAAGUACCUCCACGUCUUCAAGCGGAUCCAGAAGUGCGAGAAGUGGGCGGAUACCAGGCGCACCCUCGCCAAGGCCAAGGAGACGUACAAGCCGGACAUGCCGACGCCGGGCGCGUCUGACGGGCGCCCGGACGGCAACAAAGGGGCCAAGAAGGGGAAACACGCCGAGUCGGCUACCGCUCGCGUGCAAGAGUCCAUCGAGCAUUGCCUCGUCGACGCCAAGACCCGGGCCACCCAGCGGGAAGAGAAAACUGAGGCGCGGUGGUCGGCGUUGAUGACGAACAGCGCCGCCAAGCUCGACCUGCUCCGGACCAACGUCGCCGUGAAUAAGAGGAACGCCGACCUAGCUUUCCUGAUGGGCGGGGCGGACAUGUCGGCGACGGACGAGCAGGUCAAGGCGUGGUACCUGGCGGAGCGCGGCCUCAUCCUGAACCAGAUGACGUCGACGCCGCCGCCAACUCCCACGCCACGCCAACGCCGCCGCCAAGCCCGAGCGAUGAUGCCUCCACGACGCCCAGCAGCACAGAAGCCGCGCUGA